GUGUUUUUCAAAUGUAAAAGGAACAUUGUAUUUUUAAUACUUAUGGAAAAUGUACAAAAUGAAAAUAUAAUUAUAUUUGUAACCAUGUUUUUAGGUCAAAGUUAUAAGUUUAAGACUUUCUUUGUUUGUUUCAUAUCUUUAUUAUUUGUUUUAAUUUCUGAAGAAGAUUUUGUUGUUGUCUAGUGAGCAAUUAGAAAUCACAAGAUAUUAAGCAAACAUUGUAAAAAUAUGGUUUGAUAAAGAGAAAAAGACGAAGUAAACGAUGAACAAUUCAACGCAAAUAAUUUGUGAUAUAUUUCGUGUCGAAUUAGAAGUGAAUCCAAUUUUUCACGUAACGUUAUCGAUCAUAGUAAUUCUGAUAAGUAUACUGACAAUAUCCCUCAACUCAAUGUACUUACUUGUGGUAUACAAAUUUUCAAAGUUAUUUUCCAUAUCUGAUAUUUUAUACAUUUUCUUGGCAGUUAGCGACUUACUUACCGGUGUUAUCUUAAUGCCUGCAUUUGCAGGGUUUUGGUUAUAUACAUCAUAUUCCGGUACAGAUUGCACCUUUUUAAAUUUCGUGAAUGCUUGUGCACACACAUUUACACUAAUAUCAGUAUUGACAAUUUCCUUGAUCACCACAGACGUGUAUGCCUCGAUAGUUCAUCCGUUUGCAUAUCGUGCGUAUUUUACGAAGAAGAUCUUCUACGCAACGUCUGCUGUGGUUUGGAUUAUUUCAAUAACGUUUCCAAUUAUUUUUAUUCUCAUUGCACCCUUUCACUGGUACAUCUAUCAAAAUAUAUCUGGCUCAAUGGCUCUAAGUGCUAUGAUGGCUCUAUGUGUUAUGCAUUACAAAAUACACCUAUCAAUUAAACAACUGAGUUGUCAAAUUAACUUUUCAUCUGCAAAAGAAAAUGAGAAUGUGAAAACAAAAAGAAAAGCGUCGAAGUUGGCAGUCUCAAUAUUGAUUACCUUAAUUGCUUGUUUCUUACCAUCAUUGAUCUAUUUCUUUUAUAUAACUAUUCAUGGAACGACAACAAAAUCUGUCAGUUACGUGUUUCAAACAACUGGGGUUAUUGUUUUUCUUAAUGCAUUUUUUGAUCCAUUUGUUUACUACUUUCGAUUGGGACGUGUUCGAACAAAAAUAAAAAAAAUGUUUACGAACACUGUUGCACCUGAAAGUACAACGAAAGGUGUUCCAUCUGCAACAAAUCGAGUUUAAACCAAAAAAUUUGAGCGUGUGAAUUUUUUUUCUUUGAUUGAUUUUUCACACAAGUAUCUUUUUGGAAUUAUUAAUUUCUUUUUUUUAAAACAAAUAUUCAAGUGUUCAACACAAUUCAGUAUACUUUUUUUUCAGAAAAAACAAGGUUGCUAAAAUGGGGACUCAUGAUGCAUGUUCAAUUAUCCUAAAAAUUAAGCAAAGUCAGCUUGCAAAAACUUUGGAAUUUUAGGGUAGCAAAUGAACAAAAGUAAAAAGAAAUUUCUUUAAAAUUUAAUACGUAUAAUUUAAUGCCUGUUGGUUAUCAGUGAGGUACGUUGAGAUUAUUUAACUUCCGCGGUAAACUAGAAAAAUAGUGAUUGUACUUAUUCAACUAUAUUUAGGUUUUGAACUUAACGUAGAUGAUUUUUUUAUUAGGUGCAAAUACAUGCAUAAUACACA
Hydractinia symbiolongicarpus is the source of this 1639-nucleotide messenger RNA. Its product is annotated as histamine H2 receptor-like. Bases 263 to 1201 code for a protein of 312 amino acids. Gene Ontology annotation, molecular function: G protein-coupled receptor activity. Gene Ontology annotation, cellular component: membrane. The record is from RefSeq and is a predicted model, not a curated record. Gene Ontology annotation, biological process: G protein-coupled receptor signaling pathway. Lineage: Eukaryota; Metazoa; Cnidaria; Hydrozoa; Anthoathecata; Hydractiniidae. The transcript has a single exon.